AUGGCGACUGCUAACCAAGUGCUCAGUUCAACGAAUGAAAACGAAAAUUAUCAGCGUCUUUCUCGACUGAUUAUACGUGCGGGUACCGAGUUAUUUAGAGCACUGUUUGACUCCAUUUACCCACCAAGAAGUCUUGCUCUUGCCAACAAACUGAGUGAUUCUACUACCAGGAAAAAGUUGCGGGACAUUCUUCUCAACCCUCAACGUGAUCUUGUUUAUCCGGCAUCAGGAUUGUUCGGAGAAUCAAGAGACUUUGACAUCAGCCUCCUUUCUCAACUACUAAAAACUCUUUGUCCGACGCAACUACCUCCUCUGGGCAGCGGAUGGAAUAAUCCCCCAAGUAGAGGUGAUUUUAGCUUGACUGCAGACAUCGUCAGAAUUAAGUUUUACCGCAAUGAUAUUAUUCAUAAGUUUCACCGUGGAGAGUUGAGUGAUGCAGAAUUUUGUUCCCUCUGGGAUGAAAUCAAAAUAGUCCUUUUACGUAUAGCUUCCCAUAUCAGCGCAGAAACAAAAAUUGAAUGGGAAGAAGCAAUCGACAGGCUGCGGCAUGAUCCCUUAACCCCAGAGGCUGCAAGGAAUGUCGAGGAACUACAGGAAAUGUAUCAGAAGGACACAGACACAAAAGAAAGUCUUGCAUCAGGGUUCGCUCGACUGGAGAGGCAAAUUCAAAUUUCCUCUGAAGAAGGAAAGGAACGAUCUGAUAAAAUGGCGAAUGAAAUUAAACAGCUUCGUGAAGUGAUGAAAAAUCGGGCUGGCUCCUCAGCGGCAGAAGGAGGAGGUCAGUUUAUGGAAGAGAUUGUUUUACUUUAA
Messenger RNA from Pocillopora meandrina, 810 nucleotides. Lineage: Eukaryota; Metazoa; Cnidaria; Anthozoa; Scleractinia; Pocilloporidae. The record is from the annotation of a GenBank genome assembly.